GCGGUGGAGUCAGGAGGAAGCAAACUGGGGGAGGAGGAGGUAACAGAGAGCAACAAAGAAAGGGAACUCCAGAGAGAGAACAAGCUUACUUACUUCAGCCAAAGUUGAGAUAAAGGCAUGCAGAGUGCAUCACAGGUUGGUCACAGAGCUACCUCCGUUUCUUCCAGUAGCAUAAUGGCUUCAGUCGCUUUUAAAAAGGACACAGGUAUUGUAUGCCUCCUCAUAUCAGGACUUCUGCUGCCUUCAGUAUUUGUGUCUGGGCAAGCAACAAUGACGACUGCCUCCACCAUGAAUACCACCACCUCUGCAGCAAACCUCACCAUGAUCAUGGAGACAGCAGCCUCAACCACCAACCAGACUGCUAAUAUGACUAGUAGCAGUUCAGCAGCUACCCCUACUCAGAGCACCAUGUCCACCACUUAUGGAGGUAAUAUGACUGAGGGAAAUAAAAACACCACAUCAAAUUCUUCAAUGGAAAUGAUAAAUUGCCCUUCCUUCUCCUGCCAUUACUCUCAUUGCUACUCAAAGUACAACAGUCAGAAUGACUCUUAUUGUUCUACUGGAGAAACGUGUCAGGUGCUGAAAUCAAUGGACAUGUGGUACAACGUGAGCUGCAGUGCCUCUUGUGUGGAAGAUUGCAACAACACCUCUCAGUCCAACUGUUCUGUGAACUGCUGUAAUUCCACUGGGUGCAUUCAAGACAUUUUUGAACCCAUGAUGAUGAUGACAACCACAGCAGCUGCAACCACGACAACAAACGCUCCGCCAACAACAAGAACAACCUCAACAACAGCAAACAAAGGAAACAAAUGUCAUAAGGGUAGCUGUACUGGAGAAAACUGUUAUAAAACUUUCAAGGAUCUUGAAACUUGCUCUUCUACAAACCCACAUUGUCAGUUGAAAAAAGAGACCUCUACCUCCGGCGUUGUUUGGACAGCGGGGUGCACCAAUUGCACUGGAUAUGCUGCCUGUACUGGAACCACAACCUCCCCAUGUAACCUGGAGUGCUGCACUGCCACCACAACCUCCUGCCUGAUGUUGAACGGCACAAUGAAUGUCCCGUCUUUCGCCACAAGAGGUCCCUAUCUUCAUAUUGAGUUGAUCGCUUCCUUGGUUUGCCUGCUUGCAAUCACUCUGCUUCUGUGAGUGAACGAGCGUGCAUUUGCUGUCCUCACGUUUCUAUAUGCGUAUCUCGUUGGAGUUCAUCUGUAAUUGUAUGAAUAUGAAACUAUGAAAAAGUCUCAGUUUCAAUGUUGA
Messenger RNA from Poecilia reticulata (guppy), 1257 nucleotides. RefSeq lists its product as uncharacterized. Lineage: Eukaryota; Metazoa; Chordata; Actinopteri; Cyprinodontiformes; Poeciliidae. The record is from RefSeq and is a predicted model, not a curated record.